ACAUCUUUUCUAAACUGCUUGAGGUUGCAUUGUUUCCUUUCCUUUAGGGGUUUUGACUAAGUAUUCCCUCUAGAGCCAAAAUGUGUUUUUAUUAAUUUGUCACUAAGUAUGAUGUAAGUUUGAAUUUGCCUCCAGAACUGCUGUUAAUUCCACUGUGGUUUACAGACAUUACCCGCCUCUCUAGUCUCCAUACAAAGCCACUUUUUUUCCCCCUACAUUUGACCUUGAAUUUUUGCUACAAACGGUUGCAUUUUUUGACCUCUCCUCUCUGAAUUGUACUGGAAUUGGCCUAUCCCAUUUUAGUCCCCUAGCGGAGAAAAAUGGGCCUACAGUAAGAAACUGAAAAUAAGGAUGAGCGCCAUGUCUGAUCCUCCGCUUGUGGAAUAGAGCGGAGAGCACAGCGAAUACAUCCCGGGCCGGUGGGGGUCCCCUCGGUGUUCGGUGGAAUCAUGGCCGACAGCGCUGGGAUUCAGCAGGGUUCUCCGGCCAUCGGAGCCGCCGGCUUGGUUCCGGCCGCUCCUGGAGCCGCGGGGACGGAGGGCUCCGGCGCCGCUGGACGAUCCGCACGUAUCGCCGUGAAGAAGGCGCAACUCCGCUCCUCACCACGACCGAAGAAACUGGAGAAACUCGGAGUAUAUUCGUCCUGCAAAGCUGAAGGAGCUUGUAAGUGUAAUGGUUGGAAGAGUCAGAACCCACCACCUACACCCCCACGGACCGACCAGCAAUCCAAUACAGUCAACCUGCAGGAGCCCUGCAGGAGCUGCUCUCACACUUUGGGUGAUCAUGUGACCCAUCUGGAAAAUGUUUCAGAAGAAGAGAUGAACCGACUCCUUGGUAUUGUCCUGGAUGUGGAGUAUCUCUACACAUGUGUUCACAAAGAGGAGGAUGCUGACACCAAACAGGUCUACUUUUCACUCUUCAAACUGCUGAGGAAAUCCAUCCUUUUGAUGGGUAAACCAAUGUUGGAAGCACAGGACAGUCCUCCAUUUGAAAAACCCAGCAUAGAGCAGGGAGUGAACAAUUUUGUCCAGUACAAAUUCAGCCAUCUGCCGUCUAAAGAACGUCAAACCAUCAUGGAACUGGCCAAGAUGUUCCUCAACCAGAUCAACUACUGGCAGCUAGAGACACCUUCCCAGAGACGUCAGCGGGUGCCUAAUGAUGAUGCAGCUGGAUAUAAAGCCAACUACACCAGAUGGCUCUGCUACUGCAACGUGCCUCAGUUCUGUGACAGUCUACCCCGGUAUGAGACCACACAGAUCUUCGGCCGGACCCUGUUGCGUUCGGUGUUCACUGUGAUGAGGAAACAGCUGUUGGAGCAGGCGAGACAAGAAAAGGACAAGCUGCCACCGGAGAAACGCACACUUAUUCUCACACACUUUCCCAAGUUCUUGUCUAUGCUGGAGGAGGAGGUGUACAGCCACAGUUCUCCAAUCUGGAGCCAAGAUUUCCUGGCAGGAGCGUCAGGAGGGCAGAUUCCAAUCCACACAGUGAUCAGUGCGCCCCCUGUGGCCAGGCCUUUGUACUACAGCACCAGCCCUGUGUCUGUGGAUCCAUCCAGCGGCAGCGUCAGUCCUGCCAGGAAAACAGCAUCAGUACUGGAGCCAAAUCCAGUUGGAGAGAAGCGUAAGCCCUCAGAGCCCCUCACCCAAGAGGAAAACAAGAGGCCGAGGGUGGUGGGCGACAUCCCCAUGGACCUCAUCAAUGAAGUCAUGGCAACCAUCGCCGACCCUGCUGCUAUUCCAGAGACCAGCCUGUUGUCGGCUCAUUCUGCCCGUGAUGAAGCUGCACGUUUGGAGGAACGCCGCGGGGUGAUCGAGUUCCACGUCAUCGGUAACUCCCUCAAUCAAAAGCCCAAUAAGAGGAUCCUGAUGUGGCUCGUUGGUCUCCAGAAUGUCUUCUCCCACCAGCUUCCCCGGAUGCCCAAGGAGUACAUCACACGGCUGGUGUUUGAUCCAAAGCACAAGACUCUGUCACUGAUCAAGGACGGUCGUGUCAUCGGUGGAAUCUGCUUCCGGAUGUUUCCAUCGCAGGGUUUCACGGAGAUUGUCUUCUGUGCCGUGACCUCCAACGAACAGGUCAAAGGUUAUGGGACGCAUUUGAUGAACCACCUGAAGGAGUACCACAUUAAGCAUGAAAUCCUCAACUUCCUCACUUACGCUGAUGAAUACGCCAUUGGUUACUUCAAGAAACAGGGUUUCUCAAAGGAUAUUAAGGUUCCUAAGGCCAAGUACGUGGGCUACAUCAAAGACUACGAGGGCGCCACACUAAUGGGCUGUGAGCUCAACCCCAGCAUCCCCUACACCGAGUUCUCAGUGAUUAUCAAGAAGCAGAAGGAGAUCAUCAAGAAGCUUAUUGAAAGAAAGCAGGCCCAGAUCAGAAAAGUCUAUCCUGGACUUUCCUGUUUUAAGGAAGGAGUUCGACAGAUCCCCAUUGAGAGCAUUCCUGGCAUACGUGAGACUGGGUGGAAGCCAAUGGGAAAGGGAAAAGAACUGAAGGACCCAGAUCAACUGUACAGCUCCCUGAAGACCAUCCUCCAACAUGUAAAGAGUCACCAGAACGCCUGGCCCUUCAUGGAACCUGUGAAGAAAACUGAGGCCCCUGGGUACUACCAAGUCAUUCGCUUCCCCAUGGACCUUAAGACCAUGAGUGAGCGUCUAAAGAGCAGGUACUACACAACGCGCAAGUUGUUCAUGGCUGACAUGCAGCGCAUCUUCACCAACUGCCGCGAGUACAACCCCCCUGAGAGCGAGUACUAUAAGUGUGCCAACUUACUGGAGAAAUUCUUCUACACCAAGAUCAAAGAAGCGGGCCUCAUAGAGAAGUAGAAGAAGAAAGAAAAGUCUGGAUGAGAUGAUCCUCAGACAAAGAAAAUAAAGGACAGUGACUGAACGCACAAACAAACAGAGGAAAAGGACUCCUGGUUCUGGAGGAGCAGCUAGAGAGGCAUCUUUAAGUAAAGGUGAGACCAGAUCUCAGAUCAGCGCUCUUUAAUAUUUAACGAACGCCGGCCCAGUUCCAGAAUCAGUAGCUUUGACUGAUAUUUACACUGAAAGAGCAGCGGCGGCGGCAGCGAGGGAACGGCCUCUUUGAAGACCUGCGAGACUGUUGCUAAAGUGAAACUAAAGAAGAACGGUGUCUUCUUGUUUCAUCACGUAUCCCAGGGUUCCACAGGAGAAGGAAAGUAGAAGGUGUAUGUAAUAGUAACAUAUUCAACAGGGCAGAGGCAGGCGUCCUAUGUUUUUACUCUAGGAACGAUGACAAGGAAAUGACGACUAAUUAGAUUCACACUCACACACACACUCUGUCUUCACCCUGCUCUUCUCUCUUAUGUUACACUUGCAUCUUCUGCCUUUUUUAUUAAACAUCUGCCUCCUCCUCCUCCUCCUCGGUUGACUCAGGUACAGAUGUCAUGAGCACAUCUACACUAUAUGGAGUCAUUAUAAAUUUCCACAUUUUCUGUCUGUGAGGAAAAGCCUCUCAUGAUGAUGUUAAAGUUUGUUCUGAUGUGAUGAGUUCAUCCUGCCAAAAGAGGAAUACAUACUUUAAAAUUUGUACAGAUUUGCAUUACGUCAAAGCACUUAUAUUCCCUGUAUAUUUCAAAUGUAUAUAUAUAAUAUAUAUUUUCUGUUUCAGAACUAAAAAAAAAGAUCUUUUUGUUUUCGGUAAACCGCAUAGGGCAGUUUGUCUAUCGAAAUGCACUUUUAUUUUUCCAAGUAUUAGUUAACAUAAACGAGAGCAUCCUCUUUUCUUCAGAAUUUGUUUUACAUAUAAAUUACCUGCUAUUGACUAAGGACUAAUUUAAUUACCUAGAGUUUAUUCUUAUUUAUGUGCUGUAAUUUAAAUGAACUAUGCUUAAGACAAGGUCUUAAUUUAUUCUUUCUUAUUUUUGUCCUGCAGAUGGAGAUUGAUAACUUUAUACUUUGGAGAUACAUGAAAAAGAUUGUGCAAUACUAUGUAGUUUUGCUGUUUUGUAAGAAAAAAAAAAAAAAAAAAAAGAAAGUGUUUGUACUUUUCAAACCUUCUGACAUAUUUUCAUGUCUGAGGGAAAAAUAUUUCAUGCUCUUUGUACAAUUGGUUUUAAUGACAUAGUAUUAGCCUAUUUUGUAGACUGAAUAAAACAGAACUGAAGCUGAAA
Sphaeramia orbicularis (orbiculate cardinalfish) is the source of this 4135-nucleotide messenger RNA. RefSeq names its product K(lysine) acetyltransferase 2B (gene kat2b). Gene Ontology annotation, biological process: positive regulation of transcription by RNA polymerase II; chromatin remodeling. Gene Ontology annotation, molecular function: protein binding; histone H3 acetyltransferase activity. NCBI's taxonomy places the organism in Eukaryota, Metazoa, Chordata, Actinopteri, Kurtiformes, Apogonidae. The record is from RefSeq and is a predicted model, not a curated record. The coding region runs from base 450 to 2825 and encodes 791 amino acids. The transcript has 18 exons. Gene Ontology annotation, cellular component: nucleus; ATAC complex.